AUGGCCCCCCCAAUCAUCUUCCGUCAGCCCCCUACCCAGGUUCGCAUGCCAAAAGACUUCAAAGCCCUGUCGAUCUCCGACGAGGCAAUCUCACCACGGGAGUCUUCGUUGCACCGCCCACCGGACACGAAUGGCGAGUCCUGCUCUCGUACGGCUUCGGCGUUCCCACAGUCGGACAGAGACAACCGGUACCACGGCAACGACCGCAGGGCAGCCGGCUCGAACAUUAACAACACCAGCAGCAGGGCUAGCUACAGGCCCAAUAUUGUGACCAACCCCCGCAACGCCAGGCACAUCGACGCCGCGAACAAACACCCCGUCCACAGCGCGCACGCGGGACCCAGCUCCGGCACCCCCCGACCCGGCCCCACCAGCCAGGCGCCCGCAGACGACGGCGCCCGCGCCAGCAACGACUGGCGCGUGUGCGAGGACCGCGGGUGCCGGGUGUGCCGCGGGCGCGGCUACACGAUGGAGGACGGGGAGCACGUGGACCGGUUCUUCGCGGACAUAGCGCGGCGGACGAUGGAGCGGCGGGGCGUCCCGCCGCGGCGGCCGCGGACGCCGUCGUGGUACUGCCCCGCGGCGUCGGCGUCGGCGCUCGCGGCCGCGACGGCGGCGGCCCAACGGGGCGAGCGCUGGCCGCCGGGGCGCGCGGCGCCGGGGCCCCCCCACCGCGCCGCCCCCGACGACGCGCGCGUGUCCGGCCCCUACCCCGGCGGGCCCCCGCCCAACGAGCGCCGCCGCGCCGAGCAGGCCGCGCCGCUUUCCUUCGGCCCGGUAGGCAGCGGGGCGCCCCGGGGCGCCGGGGCCGGCGGCGAGAGAGAGAGAAAGAACCCCGCGGCUGGGGUAGCUGAGGAGAGGAGUAUGCAGCGGUAG
Molecule: messenger RNA, 876 nt
Organism: Durotheca rogersii
Lineage: Eukaryota; Fungi; Ascomycota; Sordariomycetes; Xylariales; Xylariaceae
Exons: 1
Coding region: 1-876 (291 amino acids)
Source: RefSeq, a predicted model, not a curated record